UUCCCACCAAGUUUUUCUAUUAUUUGGUAAGAAUGUUAAGAAGCAAAACCCUUGUGUGGAUCAAACGUCUGAACAUGCACUCCAACUCCAAAGGUGGAGAACAAUUUGUCGAAGAGAAUAGAAUAGAUAACCAACAAUUUUUUGUAAUCAGCAACCCCACACCACAUGGUGGAUUCAUUUGUACUAAUUCUUUAAGGCAAGGAGCAAUAUGAAAGCUCAAAUCCUUUUUGGGAGUGGGAGGUGUGAGGUGGGUCUUGCAGAGUUUCUGUGAUCAUGCUUACCAUAUUUUCCUUCACUUGUUUUCAUCAAUUCUGGCCUCAACGCACCACUACACUCGAAACCCACCUCCCAAAACAAUCAAAAACUAUUUCCAAAAGUGAAAAACCAAAACUUGAUGUUGUUAUUGUUGCUGCCACUCAUGAGGCUUUUCCCUUUCCUUUUCCUCCUCCUUGUUCUCUUGUUCAAUUAUGGCUUUUCUGAGUCUGGUGUUGGUGCUGGCUACCAACUCAUGGUGGCAGUUCCUGUGGAGUAUGAAGUGAAUUUUAAAGGGAGGGCUUUUCUUGUGGAGACCAAUCAGACUGCACCAAAUUUCAGAGUGGCAUUGAGCAUUGAGGCCAUCAAUGGGAAAUACUCAUGCUCAUUGGAAGUUUUCCUUGGGGAUGUGAAGGUGUGGGAUUCUGGCCAUUACUCCAGGUUUUACAUAACUGAGAAAUGCUUGCUAGAACUUACCAUGGAUGGAGAUUUAAGGCUGAAAGGUCCAAAAGAAAGAGUGGGAUGGAAGACUGGGACUUCUGGACAAGGUGUGAAGGUAAAAACUGACACUUUACAUUCCAAUAGUAUGGUAUUUUGUGAUUGAAUAAUAAUAGUGUAAAAAUCCUUUCUACUGUCAAUGCAUAUACUUAGGGGUCAGCAACUUGAUGUGGCAACUCGCUUGACGUCUUCCCAAAGCAACUCAAGUUUGUUCUACUUCUCUUUUGAAAUCGAGGACAAGAAGGUUGCAUUGUACUUGAACUAUGGUAAGUUGAGGUAUUCUUACUGGGGUUUUCAGCCUACCAUGAACAGAAGUAUUACAUAUAUUAAGCUGAGUUCAAGAGGGUUGUUGUUGUUUGAUGUCAAAUACAAGAAAAUAGCACAAAUUCCAUCGGAGGGGAUUCAUCCACUUAGAUUUCUAGCACUGAAUAAUGAAACAGGAAACCUUGGCCUUUAUCACUAUUCACCCGAGAAAGGAAAGUUUGAGGCCUCUUUUCAAGCUCUUAACAGCACAUGUGAUCUUCCAAUUUCUUGUAGGCCUUAUGGGAUAUGCACAUUCUCCAAUUCUUGUUCAUGUAUUCAGCUUUUGGCAAAUGAAAACAAAGGUGGUGCUGAUUGCAGUGGAGGAAUCACAGGAGGGUUUUGCAAUGGUAAAGAGGCGGAAAUGCUAGAAAUAGAUAAUAUAAGUAGUGUGCUUAAAAAUGUUACUAGGGUGGUAAAUAUUAGCAAAAAAACAUGUGAGAGUUUGUGCUUACAGGACUGUAAAUGUGCUGCUGCUUUGUAUUUUGGGAAUGCAAGCACAGAUGAGGCAGAAUGUUACCUUUACAGACUAGUGCUGGGUCUCAAACAGGUAGAAAAAGGCACAGGAUUUAGUUACAUGGUUAAGGUCCCAAAGGGAACUGUUAAAAGCCAUGAGAGGCAUAAUGUUAAAAGAUGGGUGUUGAUUGUGGCUGGAGGGGUUGAUGGACUCAUUGUUCUACUUCUUGUUGGAGGAUUUGGAUAUUGGUUGGUUAAAAGGAGAAGUUAUAACUUACAUUCUCGGGCCGGCACUACAUGAGCUGUUUAGGAAAAAGCCUGGGCCAGGUUUAACUUCUGAGUUCAUAUCUGAAAAAAAAAAUAUAGAAAUCAUUCAUUGAAACAUGUAAUCACAAUUUUUGCUGAUUUCAGGAGAAUCAUCAUAGAUCAUUCAAGUAGAUUGAAUUUUUUUAUGAGGAGGACAAAAUGCUGCACAUUUGCAGCAUAAAGAAAAUUUGUUUUUCAAUGAUGCUAAUAAAAAUGUGAACUUUUGAAACCUCAAUUUCCAAAGUUCAACGUAAACAUGUUUGGUUUCUUCUUGAAUGAUGACAGUGGAUUUUCUGACUGUGCAUCAUUUAAUUAUCUUGUGGUUAUUAAACUCAGUAAUUAAUUUCAUCUACAAAAGAUAAUAAUAGUACUACGCAAUCAAAGAUCAUAGAGAAUAGUAUUAAGCACAGGCAUCUGUUAGGUUGAGAAUUGAGAUAUGAGAAAAUCUCCCUUGUUUGUUUUUCAUCUCAAAUUGGAAGUUAAUGAUUUGGACCCAUUCUGUUCUUUCAUAUAUUGGAAAGGACUGAAUUCUGAUUUUUUUUAUUUUUUAUUUACUGAAAAGGUAAUUCUCUCAGUGUUGCUUCAUAGGAAAGCAAAACAUGUAUUAUUAAAGCCACUAAUCUUUUAAACAGGAAUGCACUCGUCUUGCUCAUUAAUGUCUCAUUGAUAUGGUACUAACGAUUUUAGUAAAAGUUUGAUAUUUUUGAAUUUCAAUUAAUUACAUGUACCGUGGGAUUUAUUAAAUAGUUACUUCUAAAGGUGCCCCUUGCAAGGUUGUUCUAAAUUUCCAUAGGGGUAUCUCAUAAAAGUCAUGAGGUGGGUCAAAUGUCUUGCAA
This is a messenger RNA of Glycine soja, 2648 nucleotides long. RefSeq names its product PAN domain-containing protein At5g03700-like. Lineage: Eukaryota; Viridiplantae; Streptophyta; Magnoliopsida; Fabales; Fabaceae. The record is from RefSeq and is a predicted model, not a curated record. The transcript has 2 exons.